GGUUUUGAACACGCCCCCUCCCCGUAGCGCCCCGCCUCCCGAAGCAGUUCCGGUUCGGCUGGCCGCUGCUGGCGGCACGGCUCCGACGGGGCCGGAGCGAUGCCCGCUCGUAGCCGAGCCGGCUCCCGCCUGCGCUCCGGCUCCCUGCCCCGGCCUUCGCGUCUGCCUCUCCAGACGCUGUGCUCCGCCUACGCGCCGAGGACCCCCGACUCCGACGGCGCCUUAGACACCGGCUCCGAGCUGGGUCCCGGCAGCCAGGCUCCCACCGCGGAGGUGAGCGGGCGCCGAGGCUGAUGAGAGGGGAGAUUGGGGGGCGCCUGCAUCCAAGGGAAGUGGAGGCAGAAAUGGCAGGCCCUAGUCAACUCUGCAUUCGCCGCUGGACUACCAAGCAUGUAGCUGUGUGGCUGAAGGACGAAGGGUUUUUUGAGUAUGUGGACAUUUUAUGCAACAAGCACCGUCUUGAUGGAAUCACAUUGCUCACGCUGACUGAAUAUGAUCUCCGCUCUCCUCCUCUGGAAAUCAAAGUCCUAGGAGACAUUAAACGGUUAAUGCUUUCAGUCCGAAAAUUGCAGAAAAUACAUAUUGAUGUUUUGGAGGAGAUGGGCUACAACAGUGACAGUCCUAUGAGUCCCAUGACACCAUUCAUCAGUGCUCUUCAGAGUGCAGACUGGCUCUGUAAUGGAGAGCCCACACACAGCUGUGAUGGACCCAUCCCUGACUUGAGUUCUGAUCAGUACCAGUACAUGAAUGGCAAAAACAAACAUUCUGCUCGAAGACUGGACCCAGAGUACUGGAAGACCAUCCUGAGUUGUAUAUAUGUUUUUAUAGUAUUUGGGUUUACGUCUUUCAUUAUGGUUAUUGUUCAUGAGCGAGUGCCUGACAUGCAGACCUACCCACCACUCCCAGAUAUAUUCCUAGACAGUGUUCCUAGGAUCCCAUGGGCCUUCUCCAUGACUGAAGUGUGUGGCAUGAUUCUGUGUUACAUUUGGAUCCUGGUUCUUCUUCUUCACAAGCACAGGUCAAUCCUUCUGCGGAGGCUCUGUAGUCUGAUGGGCACUGUGUUCUUGCUUCGCUGCUUUACCAUGUUUGUGACCUCCCUCUCCGUACCAGGACAGCACCUGCAGUGUACUGGAAAGAUAUAUGGAAGUGUGUGGGAGAAACUACACCGGGCAUUUGCCAUCUGGAGCGGCUUUGGUAUGACUCUGACUGGCGUCCACACUUGUGGAGAUUACAUGUUCAGUGGCCACACAGUUGUUCUAACCAUGCUGAAUUUCUUUGUCACAGAAUAUACACCAAGAAGCUGGAAUUUCUUGCACACUCUAUCCUGGGUUCUCAACCUCUUUGGAAUCUUCUUCAUCCUGGCUGCUCAUGAACAUUAUUCCAUUGAUGUGUUUAUUGCCUUUUAUAUCACAACAAGACUCUUUUUGUACUACCAUACUCUGGCUAACACCAGAGCGUAUCACCAGAGUAGGAGAGCGAGAAUUUGGUUUCCUAUGUUUUCUUUCUUUGAAUGCAAUGUUAAUGGCACAGUACCUAAUGAAUAUUGUUGGCCAUUUUCUAAACCAGCAAUAAUGAAAAGACUAAUUGGAUGAAGACUCUCUCUGUGUAAUGAGUUUGUUGUUAAAUAUACAGUAGUUAUGGAAUGAAAAUGAAUACCGUUGCUUUGUCCCAGGCUCCUGGAUACGUUGCAUUUUUGGCUUCUGUGUUGACAGGUUUCCCGUUCUGAGCAAGGCCAUGACUAUAAAACUCAAGAAAGAGCACACAAGUCUCCUUAUCUAGCUGUUUGAAUGGAGAGGUCAAGGAGAGAGUUUCCGCCCCUCACUGUAGGAAGACCCCGUGUGUGGGUGACGUCAGGCCGUUAUCUGUGCAUGUUGAGUGUCUGCGUACUGAACUCAAGCACAUCAGCUUGGGCUGACUGAAGAAUUCUCACUGAUUUCCAGUAGGACUCAAGGCAAGAAAUAUUUUUUGAAGCUGGCUUUCCUUACCUAGUGAGCCGUUCUAAUGUGUUCAUUGAACUAAUCUGUGUCUGUCUGCAAAGUGAGUGUCUUUCUGGUAAAUAUGUUUUACCUUUUGAGCCAUUUUAAAGAAAAACACAUUGAACACAGCAGCUUUUGUGAAACAAGAGAAUGCUAGGGCAACAUCUGAGGUGACAUGCUGGUCAGGGGUCACUGGCCUGCCCACUAAUGCAGGCCCAGGGUCAGCAUUUCAGAACAGGUGCAGUGUCAGCUGCCAGUGCUGAUCUGUUGGGAAGUAUCAGUGUGAAGAGCAGAAAGGAUUCAUGAGGGGAAUGGCUGUGUUCCUAAUAGUAAAGUGUUAUCAUUAUAGUGCUGUAAGUAUCUGGAAUAAAUACUUGUUGUAAGUGUUAGGCAAAUGACCGCCCAAUAUAAUGCUUUUUAAAUAAUGUGACUUAAGUAAGACACAGGAGUGUUACCAGAUGUUAAAGUUCUUAUGUCAGUGAGUGAGUAAAUGUGCAUGCAAAGAAUUCUUUUCUUCUGGAAAAAAAAAAAAAAACAAAGAAAACAAAACAAAAAAUAACAAGUUAUAGGCAUAGUGUUAACUCUCUGGGGGUUUCCUUUUUUUGUUUUUCCUGAAAGUUCUCAUUCCUGACCAUUGAAAGGAAACAGUCUGAGACACACUUGGACAGAAAAAAAAAAAGCUUUUACUUUUUAUUUUAAAAAAUAAUUGUAUAAAUACAUUCUUUCUAUAGUCUUAAUUUGGCAGUUAAGAACUAAAUACUUUAGCUACUGUUUACAUUAGAAAAUUACCUUCAGUAAUUGUCACCUCUCUGAUACCAUUUGUCACUUUAUUUUUUAUUGGUUGUACAUAACAGUUUUAACCUUAGCCUGGUUGUAGAAUUGGAAUACUAAUUGUAUAGUUUUAACCUUCCAUUUUAAAACAAGGACUCUCAAGAGCUGCAGGCAUGCUGCGAUCACAAGUAUACCACAGCAGGCUGUGUCUGUUCCUUCUCGGUCUGGGUGAAAUGUUCAUUGUUGCAGUUGGAGUCAUAGUCCCACCCUCUGAGAAGCCACCUGAGUGAAUUAGGCAGGAAGGGGGAUAUUAGACAAACAGGUCUCAGCCUGUGCUGAGCAACCCUGCUUUGAGUGUGCUAGAGGCAUCACUCACUCUCACCUGAGAGGUGAUGUGAAGCAACUCAAGGUCAGUUAUGGUUUUAACUCUUGUACUUCAAUAUACUUGCAGUAUUUUAUAUUAUUGAUUCUGUUACAAGCCAGGAUCAAAAAUGCCAAUAUCUCAUCUAAAGCAACUGCAUAAUCAUGAAGAGAAGGCUGACCAUGCUUGUUUGAGUAGUUUGGCUUAGAGUCAAGGGAUUUUACUGCCACCCCCUCUCAUUACCCGCCCCCACCACAUCACACACACACACACACACACACACACACACACACACACACACACACACACACAGCAGAAUCCAGUUUACCUGGGGGGAGGGAAGAGACAGUGUUAACUUUUGGGAAAAUGUUCUAAAAACAUGUGUCUAAAUUAAUUUUAAAAUGCUAACUGUAUUAAUGGUAAAUACCUUAACAUCAGGCUUCUCUCCUCCAUGUGGAUUUUAUCAUAGAACAAAACAGGAAAAUAGGUGCAGCUACAGUGCAGCUGCAGAGAGAUCGGUAGUGAGAGUGAGUGACAGCAGCCUGCAGCACGGAGUGAGUGGCCUUGUAGUCACUCCUGUUUGUGUUGAGGAAACAGGUAAGCUAGAUAUAUAACCUAGUAGCUAUUACAAGACAGUGUUUACAUGAGCUAAUCCUCUUCAAGUCUCAAAACUGAGACAAAAUUAUUUCUCAGAUUUUUGUCUUCACACCUUUUUUGUUAUUAAAACCUAACUAUAAUGACGAUAGAAUUUAUGUUUACAUUUUGGGCAUGGUGGGGCUACGUGCAGAGGCUCCAUGCCUUUGAACCCUGUGUUUGAUUCUGCAGUCAUGUAGGCUUUUAUCCUUGACAGCUUAGUACAGAA
Messenger RNA from Arvicanthis niloticus (Nile rat), 3970 nucleotides. It is a transcript of the gene Samd8, whose product is annotated as sterile alpha motif domain containing 8. Gene Ontology annotation, molecular function: protein binding; sphingomyelin synthase activity; ceramide cholinephosphotransferase activity. Gene Ontology annotation, biological process: ceramide biosynthetic process. NCBI's taxonomy places the organism in Eukaryota, Metazoa, Chordata, Mammalia, Rodentia, Muridae. Gene Ontology annotation, cellular component: Golgi membrane; endoplasmic reticulum membrane; plasma membrane. The record is from RefSeq and is a predicted model, not a curated record.